Brenthis ino (lesser marbled fritillary) is the source of this 219-nucleotide messenger RNA. The record is from the annotation of a GenBank genome assembly. Lineage: Eukaryota; Metazoa; Arthropoda; Insecta; Lepidoptera; Nymphalidae.
AUGAGUGGUACGGACGUUAGCUCCCGAGGCCCUGGGACGGUCCCCAUGCCGACCGACCUGCCCGUCCGGCUCUACAUGCGCGCGUUGCGCCAGUACCAGAAGUUGAUCGACUUGAAACGAUUCACCCAGGAAAAAACAUGGUUAAUAACAUUCGUACGCCAAGGCUACAAACGUCAGCCGACGCCCGCGCCUCUGGAACUCCGUAAGCUCACGAUAAGA